Messenger RNA from Salmo salar (Atlantic salmon), 1932 nucleotides. NCBI's taxonomy places the organism in Eukaryota, Metazoa, Chordata, Actinopteri, Salmoniformes, Salmonidae. The record is from RefSeq and is a predicted model, not a curated record.
CGAGACAUGGAUCUGACGCCUGCGCAGAAGCCAGCGUGAGUCUGAAUCGUCGAUUGGGAGACUGUCGGAGCGAAGAAUCUAGAGUGAUGGGACCUGAGUGAAGGAACAGCCGCGAGUGAUCCCUCUCCAAGCCGGUUAUGACAGGCAGUGGCACCUGGUGUGUGUGAGGUUAGUGUGGUGCUGUCUCUCUCUAUCUCUCUAGACAGAGCUGAGGUGAAAGGGUCAGGAUGGCUUCAGCCUGUGCUGAGAUCUGUGGGUCAGACUAUGCUGAACAGACGCAGCACGACCAGCGAUAUGGCGUCAGAUCAUACCUCCACCAGUUCUACGAGGAGUGUACAGCCUCCAUCUGGGAACGCGAUGAAGAUUUUCAGAUUCAGAGAUCGCCUAGUCGGUGGAGCUCUGUCUUCUGGAAGGUCUGUCUAGCGUUAGGAACCCUGAUCCUGGUGACAGGCCUCAUUGUCCUACUGGUGGGCUACGCCACCCCGACUAAGAUCGAAGCGUUCGGGGAGGACGAGCUCCUCUUCGUGGACAGCCAUGCUGUGCGCUUCAACCGAGCGCUGGACGUGUGCAAGCUGACGGGCGCCGUGCUGUUCUGCGUGGGUGGCGGCCUGAUGGCCGUAGGUCUCCUCCUCUCGGCCUUCUCUAAGACCUACUCCAAGGAGGAGCUGUACCUGCAGCAGAAGUUUAAGGAGAGGCUGGUUGAUAUCCAGAAUACGGUCCAUCCAAUCACCAGAGGCCCUACUCCGGGGGAGAGUAAGAUCCCUGUCACCCUGUCUAAAGUGCAAAGUGUCCAGCCCAACUCAGAGACAUAACAGUUAUCAAUGUAGUAGUGAGAGGUAGAUCAUCAGUGGUGUUCAUGUGUCCUUGUUCCUAACCCUUCUAAAGGUCAGCUUACGGCAUCUUAGUACUACUCCUUAAAAACAAACCCUGUGUAUCCAGCACUUACACUAGUGGCUGCAGGAGGAAUCGCACAGCUCCUUUCAUGUAACGCUGUGUUAUAAAGGCUGCAGGAGGUUUCACACAGCUCCUUUCAUGUAACACUGUGUUAUAAAGGCCGCAGGAGGUUUCACACAGCUCCUUUCAUGUAACACUGUGUUAUAAAGGCUGCAGGAGGUUUCACACAGCUCCUUUCAUGUAACACUGUGUUAUAAAGGCCGCAGGAGGUUUCACACAGCUCCUUUCUGGCUGUGUUAUACAGGCCGCAGGAGGUUUCAUACAGCUCCUUUCAGGUAACGCUGUGGUAGUGUCAACUACUGGCUGGGUUACAAUCAGCCUACAGGAUUAAUGUACCUAGAUCAAGAAACUAACAGACUCAUUGUAUAGAGCAGUGGUUCUCAACCUGGGGUUCUUAUCCUAUCCACAGAGGGUACUUAUCCUAUCCACAGGGGGUACUUAUCAUAUCCACAGGGGGUACUUAUCCUAUCCACAGAGGGUACUUAUCCUAUCCACAGGGGGUACUUAUCAUAUCCACAGGGGGUACUUAUCCUAUCCACAGGGGGUACUUAUCCUAUCCACAGAGGGUACUUAUCCUAUCCACAUGGGAACUUAUCCUAUCCACAGAGGGUACUUAUCCUAUCCACAUGGGGUACUUAUCCUAUUCACAGGGGUACUUAUCCUAUCCGCAGGGGGAACAUAGCGUAUCCACAGGCAGAACUUAUCCUAUCCACAGGGGGUACUUAUCCUAUCCACAGGCAGAACUUAUCCAAUCCAUGGGGGGUACUUAUCCUAUCCACAGGCAGAACUUAUCCUAUCCACAGGCAGACUUAUCCUAUCCACAGGGGGUACUUAUCCUAUCCACAGGGGGUACUUAUCCUAUCCACAGGCAGAACUUAUCCUAUCCACAGGCAGAACUUAUCCUAUCCACAGGCAGAACUUAUCCUAUCCACAGGGGUACUUAUCCUAUCCACAGGGGGUACUUAUCCUAUCCAUAGG